Molecule: messenger RNA, 899 nt
Organism: Platichthys flesus (European flounder)
Lineage: Eukaryota; Metazoa; Chordata; Actinopteri; Pleuronectiformes; Pleuronectidae
Product: urokinase plasminogen activator surface receptor-like
Exons: 5
Coding region: 58-681 (207 amino acids)
Source: RefSeq, a predicted model, not a curated record
GAGAGCUACUAAAAGAUAUAACUAAAAGCCAAGUCAUUUAUCCCUCACUGUCACAAAAUGCUUCUCCUCCUGAUCUUUGGGAUUGUGCUUCUUCCGAAAGCCUCCACUUUAAAGUGUUUUCAGUGUCCACCUGGUCCGUCGGGAUCCUGCGUAAACACAGAAAAUGAAUGUCCAUCCAAUGAUUUUCAGUGUGGUGCGCUGAGAGUCUCCACAUUUGCAGGUGCUUCGAAAGUCAGUGACAUCACCGUGAAAAUGUGUGCCAUGGCAGAGGAGUGUGUUGAGGGCUCGCUCAACUUUGGAGUCUCCAGGACGGUCAUUACCAGCAAGUGUUGCACCUCCGAACUCUGCAACUCUCAACCUGCCCCAGAACCCAUGAAAUCAACUCCCAAUGGUAAAAAGUGCUUCCGCUGUGACGGUCAGACGUGCAGUGGAACUCUAAACUGUGAGGGGAAUGAGGACCACUGCAUUUCAUCAACAGUGGACCUCGGGGGUAAAAAGACGACCAUGAAGGGCUGUGCCUCCAAAGUGAUGUGCUCAGAUUCUCAAACUGUACAGCUACCAGGGGGCAUUGGAGUAGGGCUGAGCUGCUGUCAGGGGAACUACUGCAACAGUGCCAUUAGCACACGGGCUGGCCUCCUGCUCCUGGUGGCACCAUUGGUCACUUGGGUCAUGUUCUCUUAGUUUACAACAGCAUCACUGUUCAAUUGUUCUUCUUCAUAGUGGAUCAAUCCCGUUCCUUUACUUAGAACUGAUGAAUGAAAAAGUAUCACUGUAGCAACAAAAUAUCAUUAGGUUAAGUUGUGAAUGUGAGUUGUGGUUCAUAUUGUCAUUAUUAACCUGAAUAUGUUAACAUAUCAGAGAUAUCAAUGUAUAUGUUCUUAAUAAAAAAGUAAAAUAAA